Messenger RNA from Dovyalis caffra, 1563 nucleotides. The record is from the annotation of a GenBank genome assembly. Lineage: Eukaryota; Viridiplantae; Streptophyta; Magnoliopsida; Malpighiales; Salicaceae.
AUGGCAGAUGAGAGGAUACCAAACCUGGAAAACAAAUCUGUAUUGCCUCAACCUCUACCUGAGAUGAAGAACAACAACUUACCAAAAUUCAUUUUUUCUGUUAAACUGAAAUAUGUGAAACUUGGUUACCACUACUUGGUUUCCAAUGCCAUGUACCUCAUGCUCGUGCCAUUACUUUGCAUGAUAUUGGCUCAUCUUUCAACCUUCACAGUUGAUGAGAUUUGGAAUCAACUCAUAUUCAAUUUCGUGAUUGUAGUUCUUUCCUCAACCUCAAUUGUUUUUACUGCUACACUUUACUUCAUAAGCCGUCCAAGAAAAGUUUACUUGGUGGAAUUUUCAUGUUACAAGCCUGGACCAGCUCAUAAAGCAACUAGAGAGCUCUUCAUGCAGUUAUCUUCAGCGUCCGAGGUUUUCACAGAGCAAAGCUUAGCCUUUCAAAAGAAAAUCCUGGAGAAAUCAGGAUUUGGUGAAAUGACGUAUGCUCCAAAAGGCUUGAUGCAUGUCCCACCAGACCAGUCUAUGGCUGAGUCGUGGAGGGAGUCAGAGAUGGUGAUGUUGGGAGCAAUUGACGAUCUCUUGGCCAAAACAAGGGUGAAGCCCGGAGACAUAGGAAUACUUGUAGUGAAUAGCAGUUUGUUCAAUCCCACGCCGUCUCUCUCAGCUAUGAUUGUGAAUCACUACAAGCUUAGAGAGAAAAUUUUGAGCUAUAAUCUUGGUGGUAUGGGCUGCAGUGCAGGACUUAUUUCUAUUGAUCUUGCCAAAGACCUUUUGCAGGUGCAUCCCAACUCCUAUGCCCUAGUGGUGAGUACCGAGAACAUUACACGCAACUGGUAUUUUGGCAAUGACCGAUCGAUGCUUGUCACCAACUGCCUCUUCCGUCUGGGAGCAGCCGCGGUCCUCCUAUCCAAUCGGACUUUUGAUCGUCGGCGCUCAAAGUAUCAACUUAUUCAUACUGUACGCACGCAUAAAGGUGCAGAUGACAAGUCCUUCAACUGUGUCUUGCAACGAGCCGAUCCUGACACCAAAAACGUUGGCGUCUCUCUCUCUAAAGACUUGAUGGCUGUAGCUGGAGAAGCCCUUAAAACCAAUAUUACUACACUAGGGCCAUUAGUCCUUCCCAUGUCUGAGCAACUCCUAUUUUUUGCAACUUUGCUGGGAAGAAAAAUCUUCAAAAUGAAGAUAAAGGCGCCAUAUAUUCCUGAUUUCAAGUUGGCGUUUGAGCACUUCUGCAUUCAUGCUGGAGGAAGAGGUGUGUUGGAUGAGCUUGAGAAAAAUCUUGAGCUCACUGAAUGGCAUAUGGAGCCAUCAAGAAUGACUCUUUAUAGGUUUGGAAAUACAUCUAGUAGUUCUUUGUGGUAUGAAUUGGCUUACUCUGAGGCUAAGGGAAGGAUCAAGAAGGGGGACAGAGUUUGGCAAAUAGGAUUUGGUUCAGGAUUUAAGUGCAACAGUGCCGUGUGGCGUGCUAUAAGAACUAUCAAUCCGGCCAAAGAAAAGAAUCCUUGGAUGGAUGAGAUUGAUGAGUUUCCUGUUCGUGUGGCCAAAGUUGCACCCAUUGUUUCCUAA